This is a messenger RNA of Corylus avellana, 1973 nucleotides long. RefSeq lists its product as uncharacterized. NCBI's taxonomy places the organism in Eukaryota, Viridiplantae, Streptophyta, Magnoliopsida, Fagales, Betulaceae. The record is from RefSeq and is a predicted model, not a curated record.
AACCUUCGCCUCAAUCUCCUUCGUUGAGUCGUCUUCGGAUUUUCCUCUCCAAAGUGUCUGAAAAAUCGCAGAUUCGCCGAGUUUUGGCUCCCUGCCGUCCGUGAUAUUCGGCCUUUCGUUGAGUUACUCGCUCUGUUACUGAGUCGACUCGGAUUUAGCUUAUUAGAUGGUUCAGAUAAUGAACUCGGGGAUGGACUCGGACCCCAAGUACCAGAAAAGGGUGGGCGUGAAGGAGGAGGUUGAGGACUCCUUGGAGGAACAGCUCGGCCCGCUUCACAAGCGAUCCAAACUCGACCCGUCUCUACAGCAAUGGAAUUCAGGACCUGACGGCUUAGCUAUCCCGCCGUCUAUGUGCAAUCCCCUAGAUGAGCCAAGCCCACUUGGGUUGCGUCUCCGAAAGAGCCCGUCCCUUUUGGAUUUGAUUCAAAUGAGGCUUUCUCAAGAAAAUGCUUCCAAAUUGGCGACCCUAUGCAAAAAAGAUCCGAAGGGUGCCUGUGAUAAGCUCAAAGCUUCGAAUUUUCCAGGAGCCGUCCUAAAAAUUGGGACGUGGGAGUAUAAGUCGAGGUAUGAAGGAGACUUGGUGGCAAAAUGUUACUUUAUGAAGCAUAAGCUUGUGUGGGAAGUUCUUGAUGGCAGUCUUAAGAAUAAGAUUGAAAUUCAGUGGUCAGAUAUUGUUGCUAUCAAAGCAAACUAUCCAGAUGAUGAACCAGGGACUUUGGAUGUUGUGCUGGCUAGACGACCCCUUUUCUUUAGGGAAACAAAUCCACAACCUAGGAAGCAUACCUUAUGGCAGGCAACAGCAGAUUUUACAGGUGGACAAGCUAGCAUAAAUAGGCGACAUUUUCUGCAGUGCCCACAAGGCACGAUGGGCAAGCACUUCGAAAAGCUUAUGCAAUGUGAUCCUCGACUCAACUUUUUAAGUCAACAACCAGAAAUUGUGUUAGAGUGUCCAUACUUUGAACCAAAAGUAGCUGCGUUUGAGUAUCCAAAUGAAUCCGGCCAUGCGUUCGAUUUACAGAGUGAAGAGAGAUCUGCUUUCCUUGGUUUGGGGGAUGUGGCAUCACCUUCUGGAGCUCAAUCAUCUUCUUCAAAAAGUGAACAAGAUUUCAUUGGUAGAGCCCCUGAAAAUUUUUCCCAGGAAACUUCUUCAUCCAGUUCAGUGAUGGAGACUCAUGCAAUUGAAGAAAUUAGGAGCAUUGGAGGCAAGAGUUCGAAGUUGCUUGGCCAUUUGGAUCAAAUUAAAGUGCCUGGAUUUCACCCAUCGAUGUCUAUGAGUGAUCUAGUGAACCACAUUGAACAUUGCAUUGCAGAACAGGUGACAUCAGAUAAUUCCAUCUUUUCUGGCAACAAACAACAUAGAAGAGACAUUCUGGAGAUUACCCAAUAUUUGCUUAGCGAUUCCCAAUCAACAUCAACGUUUGAUGAGCAGUCACUCAUGUCAAGGGUCGAUUCGCUUUGCUGCCUUAUACAGAAAGAUCCUUCAAUUGCACAAAACUUGCCAGCCAAACGAGAUGAUGGUGUUGAUGAAAAUGGCGAUCAGGAAAUAGAUGAAGCUGUGGCUGCAGCAGCACUUGAAAGUAAGCCUGCAGAGAAAUUUCCUGCAUCUGAAGGUGAGUCCACCGAUAUUUCUGGCUGCAAACAGGCACUGGCCAUGACAAGGAAGGACUCGUUUGCUGAUCUUCUUAUCAACCUUCCAAGGAUAGCAUCUCUCCCACAGUUUUUGUUCAGCUUGCCAGAAGAUUCUGACAAUCAAGCUAGAUAGUGACCCUCAACUAGUCUUCUUAUGAGAAGCAUGAAACUUUAGGAUGUUCCGUCCUCUGUGAAUAUCGGUGAAGCUAUGUUCAUAUGGUGACGCUGGUGUUGGGUAGUAUAUUCAACUAUAGCACAUUUUAUGUAAUACCUUGUGCAUAUAUGUUAGUGAAUCCUUUGUAUCUGUUUUUGUACAAUACAGAUGUUUCAUUUUUCGCAUUAUA